AUGGUGGUGGGCCGUUUCCUGGUCACCAAGCACUUCCUGCCCUUGAUCAAAAACGACGGGACCGGAAAGCUGAUCUACAUCACUUCCAAAUCUGUGAGUAUUAGUGCCCCAGACCAUCACGGGGAAGUCACCGGUUACGGCAUGGCCAAAGCUGCAGCCAACCAGCAACUCAAGAGCCUGGCACUCGAUUUUCAGCGUGACAAUGUCCCCAUCACCACACUAGCCUUCGAACCCGGCUUCAUCAAAACCAAGCUCACGGGUUGGCUCGGUCGAGUCGAUAUUGAGGAAGCGUGCACUGGCAUGGUGGACAUCAUUGAGAAGUUGAGCCCCGACAUGUCUGGGUUGUUCAUGAACUGGAAUGGCAAAACCAUUCCUUGGUCGGGAGGUCGGCAAAUGUCGAGCGACUCGAACAGAAGAGUUGUGCUGGAAUCCAGCAGUAGCACACGUGAAUGA
Messenger RNA from Dichotomopilus funicola, 453 nucleotides. RefSeq lists its product as uncharacterized. Gene Ontology annotation, cellular component: cytoplasm. The transcript has 3 exons. The record is from RefSeq and is a predicted model, not a curated record. Gene Ontology annotation, molecular function: oxidoreductase activity. Lineage: Eukaryota; Fungi; Ascomycota; Sordariomycetes; Sordariales; Chaetomiaceae. The coding region runs from base 1 to 453 and encodes 150 amino acids.